AACUGCUCUUUUCAGUAGAUUUUAUGUUAUUUCGCAACAUCAUCCGUAAAAUCAAACAAGAUCUAUUUUUUAAAGAUGUGGUGUUUUUAUAAAGUUGUGUUAUUUUGUGGAAUUCUGGUUUUGAUGAGUAUUUUUGCAGAAUCGACAGCAGACGAAUCAAUGGAUUUAGUUAACGAUGGUGUAAAAAAUAGUCCAUUUUCAUUUUUUUCAAGAAUAAGGGGUAGAGCUGGAGCAAAUUUUGUGCCAAUAUUUGACUUCUCGUCUUUGUUUAACAGUAAAGCCACUAAAUCACCAGUACCAUCUAAAAAGCCAACGAAAAGGCCGACGAGAAGACCUACAAGGAGACCAGUUCACAAACCACCAUAUUAUCCGCCAUAUUAUCCUCCAUAUUACCCUCCUCCACUUCCACCACCAUCUCAUUAUCCAUAUCCACCCCAUUAUCCAUAUCCACCACAUUAUCCAUAUCCACCCUAUUAUCCACCGCCGUACUAUCCACCAGCAACGACUCCAUCUACAACAACAAGCACGACGAGCUCAACAACUACAACAACUACUACGACCACAACAACACCUCCGCCUACAACAACAACUACAACGACCACGACUACAACACCACCUCCAACAACGACCACCACUACAACACCACCUCCAACAACAACUACAACAACGUCCCGUCCAUCCCGACCACCGUGGUGGCCAUUUCCGUUUAUCCAACCGAAUGCUGCCGCACUUCCCGGUACUCGUUGGCAGUUGGUUUUAGAUCCCAACUCUUACCAAAGGAGUAAUAGACGCAGAAAAUCCAAAGUUGGUCAAUCCUCUGGCAAUUCUCUAAAUACACAAUCAUUGGUUAUGAAAAUUUCCAUUGCAGUUCUUCUUUUACAAAGUGUGUUAACAGAACCGGCACGGAAAAGGAAUAAACCUAUUUCUAAAAAUGAUGUUUAUUCGUUAAACGGAUUACAAGCUCGCGUCAUAGGGAAUCCUGUUGUAACGACGUCGAAUAAUAAUUUACCUACUAGUAUUGUAAUACCACUUAAUUUGGACCAAUUUGGUAAUUAUUUUUUAAAAUACAAAUAUGUGACAACAACAUCAACGCCAAUUAAACCUUCAAGGCCUACUAAACCGUCAAAGCCAACACGUACGCCAAAACCUAAACCUCCACCUUACUAUCCUCCGUAUUACCCACCUUAUUAUCCACCGCCUUACUAUCCACCACCCUAUUAUCCACCGCCAUAUUAUCCAUACCCACCAAUAACAACAACUACUAGGAAACCGAAAACUACAAAAACUACAACCAAGAAACCAACUACUACUACUACUACAAAAACUACAACAAAGAAACCAACUACAACGACAACUAAAAAGCCAACAACUACAAGUACUACUACAACAACGGAAAAACCUACUACAACAACUACCACUACUACAGAAAAGCCAAUUACAACAACAACUACCACUACUACAGAAAAGCCAACUACAACUACUACUACAGAAAAGCCAACUACAACGACUACUACAGAAAAACCAACUACUACUACAGAAAAGCCAAGUACAACAACUACUACAAGAUUUCCAUCAUGGUGGCCAUUUCCAACUCUAAGACCUAAUACACGUUGGCAAUUAGUUCUGGACACACCAUUUGCGUUUAAUAGAAGCAUAAGGAGCAAAUAAUUAAAAAACUCUUUUCAUCUCAUAUUAACUUAUUAACUAGAUAAUUCUAAAAAAACAAAUAAAAAAGUAUUAAACAAAAUAUAAAAA
This is a messenger RNA of Lucilia sericata (common green bottle fly), 1755 nucleotides long. Its product is annotated as mucin-2-like. Lineage: Eukaryota; Metazoa; Arthropoda; Insecta; Diptera; Calliphoridae. The transcript is spliced from 3 exons. Bases 76 to 1668 code for a protein of 530 amino acids. The record is from RefSeq and is a predicted model, not a curated record.